Canariomyces notabilis is the source of this 1171-nucleotide messenger RNA. RefSeq lists its product as uncharacterized. The transcript is spliced from 3 exons. NCBI's taxonomy places the organism in Eukaryota, Fungi, Ascomycota, Sordariomycetes, Sordariales, Chaetomiaceae. The record is from RefSeq and is a predicted model, not a curated record. Bases 223 to 1056 code for a protein of 277 amino acids. Gene Ontology annotation, cellular component: EMC complex.
GUUACAGUGCUCCGCACACCGAGUCCGACAGCUUGGCAGCCAAUCGUUCCCAUACACUCAGGACGGACUACGGAGCUAUCCGCAUGCAUGGCGUCCCACCUGCCGCCUGCAAGCUGCGUUUCCGUCAUUGACGUUAACGUCAACAAGUCUCCUCAACACCAAACCAGCUUCAUUCGAAUAGUGACCGCGUAGCUACCGCUGCUGCGCGCCCGUCCGCUCAAAAUGCAGCUCACCGCCUUUACCCUCUUACUCCCUUUCCUAAGCUCUCUCGCCUCUGCCCGAUCACCCGCUCAGACAUCCUCAUCAUCAUCAUCGACGACAGUAACCCUCCGCAUCCCACCAAGCCACCUGCUCCCGAAUCCGCACACGCUCCCGGCUUCGACCCGCGCGACUUUUACCACUCUUGGCAAGGCCCUCGCGGCGCCGCUCUCGGUCGCAAACACGUUUGUCUUCCGCAACGUCACGCCGGGCUCAUACCUCGUCGACGUGCACUGCGCGACGCACGCCUUUGUGCCGCUGCGCGUCGACGUCCUGAGGGCUGUUGAUAGCGGCGAUGUGGAUGCUGCUGCGGAUGUGGAUGGGAAUGUGCCGGGUGGCUUGAGGGUCGCGGCGUGGGAAACGUACAGGGGCAAUGACUGGGGGAAUAAAGGGGAGGUCAUCCCCGUGACUGCGGCAUCAGGUCCUGGGGAGGAAGGGGUCGUUUUGGAUGCCAGGGCCGCGGGGCAGAAGGGGUACUUUAUGGAGAGGAGUCAAUUUUCGGUCUUGAGCAUCUUCAAGAACCCCAUCAUACUGCUCAGCUUAGUUAGCAUGGGGCUGUUCUUUGGGAUGCCCAAGCUGAUUGAGAAUAUGGAUCCUGAGAUGCGGGCCGAGUGGGAAGAGAGGCAGAAGGAGAACCCAAUGAAUGCGCUCAUGGGCGCAGCGUCGGGGCAGCCUGCUAAUCCCAUAGGCAACUUUGACAUGGCCGCGUUUCUGGCUGGGUCCUCGUCGGCUAAGCCGGACGAGGGGAAUGGGUCAGGGUCUGGCAAGGGUAAGGGGGAGAGUAAGAAGAAGAGGUAGCUUUGUGUUGGGGUGUACGCGCUUGCCUCGCGGUUCGGUUCUACUAUAUAUAUGAAUAGAGGCUGUUGUCAUAGAUUUCCAUGUUUAUGCCAAGUGGUGUUCUCCUUGUAGCCCG